This is a messenger RNA of Elaeis guineensis (African oil palm), 708 nucleotides long. Its product is annotated as glucose-6-phosphate isomerase, cytosolic 2B-like. Gene Ontology annotation, cellular component: cytosol. Gene Ontology annotation, molecular function: glucose-6-phosphate isomerase activity; carbohydrate derivative binding; monosaccharide binding. Gene Ontology annotation, biological process: glycolytic process; gluconeogenesis; glucose 6-phosphate metabolic process. Lineage: Eukaryota; Viridiplantae; Streptophyta; Magnoliopsida; Arecales; Arecaceae. The record is from RefSeq and is a predicted model, not a curated record.
AUGGGCCAACAUGGCCAACACGACCGCGAACGAGUAGCAGCUGGUAGCAGACAGCCAUCUACUAAUGGUGGUGGCGGUGGGGAAGAUGGUGGGGGAUCUUCGGUCGAGAGGGAUGUCGAGAACAAGAUGGGAUGGAAAACUUUAGAGGCUAGAGCAUCGAGAGAAGAAGGGAGGGAAGUGGGAAGAGUUAUUCCUUGUGAUUUCAUCGGUAUUGUAAAAAGUCAGCAACCUAUUUACUUGAAAGGGGGAGCAGUGACUAACCAUGACGAGCUGAUGUCGAACUUUUUCACAGAGCCAGAUACUCUUGCUUAUGAGAAGGUAAGCCAUGUGAUGUUCCAAACUCGACAACAGUUGCUUGGUGAGAACGUCCCUAACCACCGUAUUCCUCACAAGACUUUUUCUGGCAACCAUCCAUCACUGAGUCUACUACUACCCUCAUUAAGUGCUUACAACAUUGGACAACUGUUAGCCAUAUAUGAGCACAGAAUUGCAGUUGAAGAUUUCAUAAGGGGGAUUAACUCUUUCGACCAAUGGGGUGUGGAGUUGGGCAAGUCACUGGCCACUCAAGUCAGGAAGCAACUCAACCUUUCUCGCACAAAAGGGGAGCCUGUUGUGGGUUUUAAUUUCAGUACCUCCACUUUGUUAACAAGAUACCUUGAGGCAGACUCUGGCGUACAAUCCAAUUCUACCAUGCUACCAAAAAUGUGA